Messenger RNA from Phascolarctos cinereus (koala), 1175 nucleotides. The record is from RefSeq and is a predicted model, not a curated record. NCBI's taxonomy places the organism in Eukaryota, Metazoa, Chordata, Mammalia, Diprotodontia, Phascolarctidae.
UAUCCUGUCCACAAAAUUUCACCUCCACAAUUGAACAUAGAGCAACAAGAGUGUGGAGAGUUUGGAAGCAGCCUUUUUUGAAUGCUGUGAUACUUUAGAGUGAGGGAAGACUGAAAGGCCUCCAACAUUGUAGGCAAAAGAAAAGAAAUUGAUCAUACCAUUCUUCAUUGUUCAACUACCAUGUCUCGCCCAGGAAACAGAAGACCAGAAUGCCAUAAAAUAGAUUGGCAUUUACCAGCAAUUUCAUCCUCUGCUUCAGCACAUUCCAUGAACAGAGAUCUCUUUGUACUCACCUAUGGAGCUCUGGUGGCCCAGUUGUGCAAAGACUAUGAAAAGGAUGAAGAUGUGAAUAACUAUCUAGAUAAAAUGGGUUAUGGCAUAGGAAUACGACUUGUGGAAGACUUUUUGGCUCGUUCUUGUGUGAAAAAAUGCCAUAGCUACUCAGAAAUUGCUGACCUAAUUGCACAGGUUGCUUUCAAGAUGUACCUGGGAAUCACACCUAGUGUGACACGUAAUGAAUCAAGUAGAAAUGAAUUCUCCCUAAUUCUGGAUAAGAAUCCUUUGGUGGAGUUUGUAGAGGAGCUCCCGGCUGGACGGUCUUCUCUUUGUUAUUGUAAUUUGCUGUGUGGAGUCAUUAGAGGUGCCCUGGAAAUGAUUCAUUUGACUGCAGAUGUUACAUUCUUACAAGACAGACUUAAAGGAGACAAAGUUACAGAAAUAGGAAUAACAUUUCUGAAGAAGUUGGAGGAGAAAAAAUGCAGACGGAAGAAAUGAAGAACAACAUACAAAAACCACAGGAAGUCAUUUUGGGGAGUGGCUAAUGGCUGACUAUACAUGGCCCUGCAGUUUUGAUCUUGCUAAAGUCAUGCAAGCUUUUAAAAAAAAGCAUAAUAAUUUAGCCAGAAAAAAAGGAAUUACUUGGUAUCAGACAUCAUACCACUUUUUUCUGCUUGUAAACAUAUUUUCUUUCAAUCUGCAGAACUACAAACCUUUUAAAAUAAGUUAUUCGUUAUGUAAUAUAGUGAGCGUGAAUUCUACAAUAUUGCACAAUCCUACCUAUACUCCUAGGAAUGAAGAAAAGGAUUAAUAGUUUACAUGUCUCCUCUUAUUGUGCACAUGAGAGGAAUUAGGUAUUAUUGGUUUUGUCUUAUUUGUAUCCCAAGUGCUUAGCACAG